This is a messenger RNA of [Candida] anglica, 2314 nucleotides long. The record is from the annotation of a GenBank genome assembly. Lineage: Eukaryota; Fungi; Ascomycota; Pichiomycetes; Serinales; Debaryomycetaceae.
AUGGCUGAAGAAACAGACCAAUCUUCGUUUGCUAGCAUCCUUGCCGGGGUGCAACGCAUGCGUGAGCAGUAUGGGGAUCUGGAACAAAAGCUGGAUGAUGUGGUGGUGGAAAGUAGAAAAAGUUUGCCACUGAUUGAUAAGCAGCCAGUACCAAUAACCUUCACUCCCCCCCAUGUUUCAGAAAGAGCACCCCCUGUUUCAGAAAAAGCACCCCCUGUUUCAGAAAGAACACCACUUGUUUCAGAAAGACCAAUUAGAACUUACUCCCCAGUGGCAAGAGGAGGACCUGCCGUACAAACAUCGUCUGUCAUUAAAGUAUCAAGUAAACAAAAGGGGAAUCCUCUCUUACAAGCGCCAUCAAUGAAAACGAAACGGUGGACGUAUGAUGACACCAUUGUAUCCGAUUAUUAUAUCAAUCCGACCCUUCAAUAUCUAUUCCUUCUGCUUAAAUAUCAUAAGCUCCGUCCUGAGUACAUAGAUCAACGACUCAAGGGGAUCAACCGCGGGACCUCGGGGGCACUGACUUCAUCCGGAACAGAUCGAUCAUUACGUAUUCUCUUGGUGGUGGUGGACAUUGACUCACAUCAGGAAGUGCUCCGCGAAUUGACGGUCAAAUGUGUGCGGUCAGACAUGUCGUUAGUAUUGGCAUGGUCAUACGAGGAGGCUGCUAAUUACAUUUGCUUUGGGAAAGAUCACGAGCUCAUAGCUUCGCGUGUUGACACGACUGCGAUUCGAGGGGUACAAAGUGAUGACUACCGGUCGUGCAUUGUCAGCAGCUUGACGAGCAUUCGCGCGGUCAAUAAGACCGACGUGGUUAAUUUGCUCGCCAAUUGCAAAUCAUUUGAGAAAAUUGUCAAAGAGAGUUGUAAGGGAAAAGAAUUGGGCAACAUACAAGGGUUGGGGGCAAGAAAGGUAGAGAACAUGAAACUGGUCUUUCUGGAACCAUUCAUCUAUAACAAGGAGUGGUAGAGUCUACAUUCCUGCUAAACAAGACGUCUAAGAGGCAUAAAGAAGAAGUUUUGUACAGUGACGGUCCAUGAGGGAGGGCCCCGUGGAGGGUCAAACUGGCUCAGUAGGUAGAAAAGAACCGGGCUACUCUAUGGGGAUGCAAGCCGCUACACUGUCAUUCCGUGCGCCACUAGCCCUAGGGGCUCUAACAAUGAAGUGCUGGUGAUCUCCUCGAAGAGGAGCUAGGCUCCACGCAGUGGCUCUCCCCGAGCGGGGGCCAGCGGAGCGUCACCGUGACCCCGUAGGGUGGUACUACCCGCUUCCCUGCGGGACUGCAAGCCGCUCCGCUGGCACUCCGUGGGCCACUAGCCGUGGAGGCCCUGUUCCUCUGCCGAGGAAACGCCCGGAGAGACAGUGAGCACUCCUCGAAGAGGAGCUAGGCACCACGCAGUGGCUCUCCCCGAGCAGGGGCCAGCGGAGAGUCACCCUGACCCCGUAGGGUGGUCCUACCCGCUGCCCUGCGGGACUGCGAGCCGCUCCGCUGGCACUCCGUGGGCCACUGGCCGUGGAGGCCCUGUUCCUCUGCCGAGGAAGAUUUGACAGACAGAUGUCUCCUCGAAGAGGAGCUAGGCACCACGCAGUGGCUCUCCCCGAGGAGGGGCCAGCGGAGCGUCACCCUGACCCCGAAGAGUUCGAAGGAUUACGGGGUUAGUGCCAUGACUCACUUCCUCGAGAAAGGGCCAAUGAGACUUCAAAACGAUCCAACAUCCUCCUUAAUGGGAGAACCACGAGAGAGGGCCUCUCGCUAAGGAGGCACCAGUCUCGGCAUUACGUCAUUGGCUAAAUCCUGCAGGACUUCCUUCCCUUUCUUCGAGUAAUUCUUCAUGAAGACCUUCUGACUCUGAAAAGGAAGUGGAUGCGAAAAAUAAAUCACCCACACUGUGUGGAGGCGCGCCACAGUGGAGGCAAAAAGAUUCUUAAUUGGGGGAGAAUGCGGUUGUAUGGGGCCAAUAGUGCGAUUUCGGAAUUAAGAAAACCUCUCGAACCCGAGUGCAGUACUCUUUCCUAAUGUAGGUAUCAAUAAUUUCGCUGCAAAGUGAGGCUGCGUUUAUAUGGUAGUUGCAAAAAAACAUUCAUAUCAAAUAGAUCAGUCCAGGUCUUCUUGUAGCCAUGCCUCAGAGUCUCAACACACACACACACACACAUACUCUCUCUUAGAAACUGGGGAAGCGUGAGCCGCAGAUUCCCCUGAACCCUAACUUUAACACAUGCUCCCCUCUACAUGUACGUCUUAAAAAAUAUUCACGUACUUUCUCUACAACCUUCUGCACUAAUUAAAAACGUUUAUUACUAAAAUCUGCACCCC